GUGGUGAGGGGAGAGAUCGGCCGCUCUGUCCAUCGGACAGCGGCUAGCCCUCGGGUGUUGGCGCGCUUCUCGAUCGAUCGAUCAGGCGAUCAGCCGAUCAGGCAGAUAGCUAAAGGCCAAUCGUUGAGGCCGAAAUGGCCCCCCGGCAAACCGGGAGCGGGUGUUACCGGGGCGACAAGGGGCGCAAGGACCAGCGCCGGGAGAGCUACCGCCUGUACAUCCGCCGGGUGCUGAAGCAGAUCUACCCGGAGCGGACCAUCUCGGGCCCAGCCGCCGCGGUGCUCGACUCGAUCGUGGGCGACCUCUUCGAGUGCCUGGCGUGCGAGGCCUCGCGCCUGGUCCGCUACAGCAAGAGGCAGACCCUGUCCUUCCGGGAGAUCCAGAGCGCCGUCCGCCUGCUGCUGCCCGGGGAUCUGGCCAGACACGCCGUGUCCGAGGGCACCAAGGCGGUCAGCAAGUACACCGACUGCCAGUGAAGGAGAGGCACAGGCCAGGAAAGGUUCGGAGCUCAGUCUCGACUCGGAAGAAGAAGGGCGGCAAAAAAAAAGGAAACAAAAAAAUUAGAAAGUGAUGAUGGAUUUUUUUUUUUUAAAUUUAGAGCCACUUUGGGGCGAUAUCCACAGACAUCCCGAGUCCCCACUCUCUUAGUUUGUGUUGUAUGUUUCUUGUUUUCGUGUCUGUGAUUGUACGACUUGUCCAAAAGGGGCUUGUCCGAUCGGAGAUGGAAACGUGAUCCACUGCAUUCCCCCGAAAAUAAUA
This is a messenger RNA of Rhincodon typus (whale shark), 759 nucleotides long. RefSeq names its product late histone H2B.L4-like. NCBI's taxonomy places the organism in Eukaryota, Metazoa, Chordata, Chondrichthyes, Orectolobiformes, Rhincodontidae. Gene Ontology annotation, molecular function: protein heterodimerization activity; DNA binding; structural constituent of chromatin. Gene Ontology annotation, cellular component: nucleosome. The transcript has a single exon. Bases 135 to 476 code for a protein of 113 amino acids. The record is from RefSeq and is a predicted model, not a curated record.